GAUUGUUGGAGAUAGGAUCUAGCAAAGCUAUCGCCCAAUAUAUUAAAAUAUCACUAGAUUUACCACCGGCACAGCAAGUGAUUGUUGGAAGCCUUCAGCAAAGCCGAUAUGUUAAGCCGACCUACGAGUCGGCGGAGACGAGACGAGGAGGCCCUGUUGCUUCUUCUCUGGCGAUAGCCUCUCUACGACGAUCUCUCUGCUCGCGGUCGCCAUGAGUUCGAAGGACAAGAAACCGGUCAAGCCCUCGAGCAGCGGCCCCAACAUCCGCACCCUCGCCGAUCUCAGCCACCCUUCCGGCCCCUCCAGCGACAGCGACUCCGACGGGCCCCAAGAGUACUACACCGGCGGGGAGAAGAGUGGAAUGCUAGUUCAAGAUCCUUCUAAAGGAAAUUAUGAUGUGGAUUCAAUUUUUGAGCAAGCAAGACAGAUGGGAGCUAUGCAGGGACCAUUGGAGCAUCCAUCUUCAAGCUCGAGAAGUUUUACUGGGACUGGUAGACUGCUCUCUGGUGAAACAGUACCAUCUGCUCCCCACCAGCCUGCAAAUUUAAUCCACAACAUUUACUUUUGGAGUGAUGGAUUCACUGUAAAUGAUGGUCCAUUGAGGAGUUUUGAUGAUCCCGAGAAUACACCCUUCUUGGAGAGCAUCAGGAAGUCUGAGUGCCCUAAAGAGCUGGAACCUGCUGAUAGAAGAUCUAUGGUUCAUGUCAAUCUCAUAAGGAGGGAGGAAAGAUGUCCUGAACCUGGGCAGCGCCAGACUCCAUUUCAGGGUGUAGGAAGAACUUUAGGUGGUGGAUCUUCAUCAGAUACCCCAAUUUUGGAGCCUGCACCUGCAGCUGCUACCUCCAGUACUGCUGCUUUUCCAUCCAUUGGCCUUUCUGUUGAUGCUUCUUUGCCUUCUACAUCCAUACAGCUGAGAUUGGCAGAUGGUACUCGGAUGGUUGCACGCUUCAACACUCACCACACUGUGGGCGAUAUCCGGGCAUUCAUUGAUGCAUCGAGGCCUGGAUCUGUGAGAACUUACCGGUUACAGACUGUUGACUUUCCACCUAAGCAACUGACUGAUCCAACCAUGACCAUUGAGCAAGCUGGCCUUGCAAAUUCUGUGGUGAUUCAGAAGCUUUAGGACUUCCUGCAGCUUGCUUAGACUUAUGCUUUAGAUUUAGGAUUGUCACAUGGACAAGACCUCAAACCCCUUUAUAUUGCCGGUGACCCGUGAAAUAUUGGGCAGGUGUUGUAUCUUUCACGCAAAUGAAGGGUUCGACUUCCUUUGUGCGAAUCCACCAUUGGAUCGUGCAAUGGCUGCUUCAGAAUCUGUAUGGAUGGAUGAAUGAAGGCGUUUGGAGUGCUUUGAGAUCUAUGCAGCGCUCAAUUCAAUGGUCAACAUUGCACAAGAAGGUUAAUCAUUCUUUCGACGUGCAAAAGAUACGAUCUGAACCUUGAAAUAUUUAGACUGAUGGCUAUGAUAAAACAUCACCUCUCUAUGUUUGAACUUUGGAAGUUUUUCCGUGACCCUUGCUGUUGUCUUUUACCAAUGUUGGUUCUGAUUGGAGACAUAUACAAAAGCACAAUCUUUAGACCAGUCAUGUUUCAACAAUCAUGGCUCCAUCUAUGUUUUCUGG
This is a messenger RNA of Elaeis guineensis (African oil palm), 1619 nucleotides long. Its product is annotated as plant UBX domain-containing protein 4. Gene Ontology annotation, molecular function: ubiquitin binding. Gene Ontology annotation, biological process: membrane fusion; autophagosome assembly; Golgi organization. NCBI's taxonomy places the organism in Eukaryota, Viridiplantae, Streptophyta, Magnoliopsida, Arecales, Arecaceae. The record is from RefSeq and is a predicted model, not a curated record. Gene Ontology annotation, cellular component: cytosol; nucleus.